AUGUCAACAACAUCAUCUCUUUUGCUUCUUGAUGAUGAACGAAAAGCUCAAUUGGAUUUAUUAAAUAAAAUCGAUGAAUCUGCUGCUGUUGAUAUCUGUAAUGCGGCAUUGGGUUAUUUAUCAACAGGACUCAAUACAAAAUCAGUCACUAAUGCAGCAAAUCAUCUUCAAUUAGACGUUGAAAUUGUUCGAACAACAAUCGAUAGUCUUUUAUGGUUAUAUACUGAAUGUGCUAAAGCAAAAAUUUCAUCUGAUGCUCUUGAUGAAUCAUUAAAAUUACUUGGUUAUAGUACACAACUUCGACAAAGUUUUAUUGAAUGCUAUCAAUCAAAAGCUCAUCAAUUACAAACAACACUUACUACUGAUCUUGCUCUUUCAUUACCACAUUAUAAAAAUUUAUAUUGGCGUUUUGAUGUACAAAUUGCUACAAGAAGUAUGCGUAGUCGAAAACAAUUUGAUCCUUUUUUUAUUCUUAAAUUAACAUUAAUUAAUGGUAAUAAUGAUAAAGAACAAGUUCAUGUAUUUCAAGUUGAUCCAUUAACACUUGUACACAUUGUCGAACAACUUGAAUUAGCUAUGAAUGAAUUAAGAAAUAAUCAUGCUCGAAGAAUUGUGCAUACAUUUCGAUGA
Messenger RNA from Rotaria sordida, 630 nucleotides. The record is from the annotation of a GenBank genome assembly. NCBI's taxonomy places the organism in Eukaryota, Metazoa, Rotifera, Eurotatoria, Philodinida, Philodinidae.